This is a messenger RNA of Bactrocera dorsalis (oriental fruit fly), 2145 nucleotides long. RefSeq lists its product as uncharacterized. The record is from RefSeq and is a predicted model, not a curated record. Lineage: Eukaryota; Metazoa; Arthropoda; Insecta; Diptera; Tephritidae. The coding region runs from base 617 to 1507 and encodes 296 amino acids. The transcript has 4 exons.
ACGAAGCCGCAACACAUUCGCUCAACAAGUGGCGCCAAAGUAGCAACCAACCGUUGAACGGCAACAAGCGUGUGAACUGUGAAAUCGAAAACGUAACUGUAAAGCAAAAAAACACGUUAACUGUAGAAACGGAAGUGUUCGUUUGAAAACGGCAACAAAUAAUCGAAAACGAAUUGAAAUUUGAACGGCUGCAAAGCUGAAUUGUAUUCGCAAAAAAGGUGAUUUAUCUCGUAUGAAAGCGGUGUUACAGGUGUGGAGUAAAUAAUAUCUUAAGUAACUAAAAAUUGCUGUGUGUGCUUAAAAAGAGUGAAUUUGCAAAAUUUGCGAUCAGACCGAAAAAAUUCCAAGUAAAUUCGAAGUAAAUUUCAAAUACAAUUUGGCGUGUCAUGUCAAAAAAAAUUGCGGCAUUCAGCUAAGACACACACUUUUCAACUUACCGACAUCACCAAGGCUAACCACAGCAACAGCAACAACAUAGGCACAAUAACAAUUUGAACAUCAACACUAAUCCUCGACUGAAACCGAGGACGCAACGCUGAAAGGCAAGACCAGCCAAGUAUUAAAUAUAUAAAAAUAAAUAAAAGUCACACAGCGAUCUCAGCCUAAAGCCGCACAAAUGCAGCGCAACGCGUUCCUCAUAUAUACCUUGCCCGCAGCCGUUUUGCUGCUCGGAAACUGUUGGUAUGCAUACGCUUAUGUCGCCUUGCCAGCAGCGGCCGCCGCAACAGCCGGAGCCGGGGUCGGUGCCUCGAACGCUGGUGCAACAGACACGAAGACGUAUGCCAAGCAUAUGGCGGAAUUAAUGACCGGCACAUAUCCUGAUAGAGCGGCUGCUUCAUCGGCGGGUUAUUUGAACGAUGUAGCCGGAAGUAUUGCUGUGCAACCACCGCACCAACUGCUGAAUGAGCCUAACGGACGUGCUGCGGUCUACGAUCCGGGUGAUGAGCUACUCCGCGCUUUGAACGCCGAAACUGCCAUCAAUGGCCAGGAGCUCGGCACGCUACCCGAAGAACCCGAUUACGCUGACACUGUGUUUAACGAACUGGAAGUGGCAAACAAAUAUGAGAUGUUACACAAAUUGGAGAAAGAUUUGCGCGCGGAACAGGAAAUUGUUACUAAAUCAGCUUUGUUAAUGAAAAUGCUCGAGGAUCCGAAUAUACAAACGCUGCCGGUCAUUUACGUAGAGGAGGACGACGAUGACGAACCAUCUGAUGAAGAUACCGAAAUUAGCAGCAAUAAUGUGGCAUAUCGCUUGGGCGGCCUGGGCGCUGGUGUGGCCAAGCGCUCACGCUACUAUCGCCGCUAUCCAUGGAAACGGCACAAUAGGAAUCGCAGCACUUACGAGCCAGAGCUACGUUAUGCCUGCACGCCCACCAAAGAGGACGUCUUCAAGCUGCUGAUGAACCUACACGAAAAUCGCAAAGGCAAUCACAGCAAAACUGUAAACUUCUGCAAUCGCAAGCGACCAGCCAAAGCCAUUUUCACCAAUAUACGCUUUCUGGGUUAAGCUGCCCGGCGAUGCUGUUGAACAAACAUAUUUAAAAAGGCAAUGGAAUACGAACUAGAAAUACUUUGAAACGAUGUUGACAUGAAACGGAAAUCAAAAUGUGGCGGAAGAAAUUAGGAAUAUUGUGUGCUAGCACGGCACUUGGCUGGAAGCAAUUGUUUACAGAAAUUAGCGUAGCUUUUUAACACAUAAUUCGCAAUCAAAAUUCUAUAUGUACUUAUAAAUUGAAGUAAAGUAAAUUCAGUAAACUUAAAAAAACAUUAAAAAACUGUAAAUUAUGCAUAAAAAUUAAUUUGGAGAAAAAAAGAAUUGUAGGCCCUUAAGCAGCUAUAGCGUGUAGAGUUCUAGCGUAACUUUUUUCGGAAUUAAAUAUUUACAAAAAAUAUAUAUUAAUAUUAUAUAAACAGUAUUUUACAUAGUAAAAGUGGCAGCUAAGCACAGCAUUGUUAGCAUUAAAUAUUUUAUUCACAAAAUUUAAUUAUAGUUGCAUUACUAUUGCAACAAAAAUAUGUAUAUAAUAAUUUCUGAAAAAAAAUAUAAAUAUAUUAGUAGUUUGCAAAGCACUCUUUUAGUAUAAAUACAAUAAAAGACAAGGCACCUUGAAUGGAUGGCAGCAGCUUGCUUUUUGUUUUAGCUUU